Messenger RNA from Chondrus crispus (carragheen), 1614 nucleotides. RefSeq names its product mitochondrial F-type ATPase F1 subunit beta, precursor. The record is from RefSeq and is a predicted model, not a curated record. The transcript has 2 exons. Bases 1 to 1614 code for a protein of 537 amino acids. Gene Ontology annotation, molecular function: proton-transporting ATP synthase activity, rotational mechanism; ATP binding; ATP hydrolysis activity. Gene Ontology annotation, biological process: proton transmembrane transport; proton motive force-driven mitochondrial ATP synthesis. Lineage: Eukaryota; Rhodophyta; Florideophyceae; Gigartinales; Gigartinaceae.
AUGCUGCGCGCCCCUGUCGCCGCCCGCCUCGCCUCGCGCGCCGCCGGCCUCGCCCGUGCCAUCCGCCCGGCCACGCCUGUCGCCGUCCAGCGCCUCGCAUUGGCCACCCUCGCCCCCACUCGCCCAGCGCCAGUCAAGGCCUCCCAGCCCGAUUUCGCCCCCGCUGAAAAGGAACCCGCCGCGGCUACCCCCACCGGCAAGAUCUCUCAGGUCAUCGGUGCCGUCGUCGAUGUUCACUUCGAGUCUGGAUCGCUCCCGCUCAUCCUCAACGCCCUCGAAGUGCAGGACCAUGACAUUCGUCUCGUCCUCGAGGUUGCGCAGCAUCUGGGCGAAAAUACCGUCCGUACAAUUGCCAUGGAUGCCACAGAGGGCCUGGUGCGCGGCCAGGGCGUCGUCGAUACAGGAGGACCCAUCAUGGUCCCCGUCGGCCGCGAGACCCUAGGCCGUAUUAUCAACGUCAUCGGCGAGCCGAUCGAUGAGCGCGGCCCUGUCAAAACCGACAAGUUCUACCCCAUCCAUCGGGAGGCUCCUUCUUUCACCGAUCAGGAUACCACCGCUUCCAUUCUGCAAACGGGUAUCAAGGUCGUCGACCUGCUCGCUCCGUACGCAAGGGGAGGAAAGAUUGGUCUUUUCGGUGGUGCUGGUGUCGGAAAGACUGUGUUCAUUAUGGAGCUGAUUAACAAUAUCGCGAAGGCUCAUGGUGGAUAUUCCGUAUUCACUGGCGUCGGCGAGCGCACCCGUGAGGGCAAUGAUCUCUACCAUGAGAUGAUUGUGUCGGGCGUUAUCAAGCUUGAAGACGAUCAAUCCAAGGCCGCCCUUGUGUACGGCCAGAUGAACGAACCGCCUGGUGCGCGUGCCCGCGUCGGAUUGACUGGCCUGGCUAUUGCGGAGUACUUCCGUGACGAGGAGGGACAAGAUGUGUUGCUUUUCGUUGACAACAUCUUCCGUUUCACUCAGGCCAAUGCAGAGGUGUCGGCCCUGCUCGGUCGUAUCCCGUCCGCUGUCGGAUACCAACCCACCUUGGCUACCGAUCUCGGCGCCCUGCAGGAGCGUAUUACUACCACUCGUCUUGGCUCUAUUACCUCCGUCCAGGCUAUCUACGUGCCCGCUGAUGAUCUUACCGAUCCCGCCCCGGCUACCACUUUUGCUCAUCUGGACGCCACCACUGUGCUGUCGCGACAGAUUGCCGAGCUCGGUAUCUACCCUGCUGUCGAUCCGCUUGAUUCCACCUCGCGCAUGCUUUCCCCACUCAUCCUUGGUGAGGACCACUACUUGGUUGCCCGUUCAGUGCAGGAGAUUCUCCAGUCGUACAAGCAACUCACGGAUAUCAUUGCCAUUCUCGGUAUGGAUGAGCUCAGUGAGGAUGACAAGCUCACCGUCGCCCGCGCACGCAAGGUCCAGCGCUUCCUGUCCCAACCCUUCCAUGUCGCCGAAGUCUUCACCGGUAUCGACGGCCGCUUUGUCGAGACGGACAAGACUCUCUCUGGAUUCAAGGACCUGGUUGCGGGAAGCUUUGACGAUCUCCCAGAGAACGCUUUCUACAUGGUUGGUGACAUCGACGAGGUUCAAGCCAACGCUCGUAAGAUGGCCGCCGACAUGGAGGAGGCUGCCUAA